This is a messenger RNA of Knipowitschia caucasica, 1719 nucleotides long. The record is from the annotation of a GenBank genome assembly. NCBI's taxonomy places the organism in Eukaryota, Metazoa, Chordata, Actinopteri, Gobiiformes, Gobiidae.
AUGCCACCGAGGAAGAGGAAGAAGAGGAGUAACAACGGUGUGGUUCUCACGGUCAUGUUUGUGCUGCAUCUCUGUCGUGCUCAGGUGAUCAGUGAAGACAACCCCAGCCCUUCAGACCAGGGCUCCGGCAGAAAGGCUUUCUUCGCCCUGAGGAGCUGCCACCAGGUUCUGGGAGGAGACACUGGAACCUUCUUCUCUCCGGAUUAUCUCUGCUCUAACCCUCCGCUCUGGUGCAACUGGACCAUCCAAGUGCAUCCUGGGAAACGGAUCCAACUGGAGCUGGCCGACCUCACUCCAGACGCCGACUGUGAGUGGAGACGAGACCAGAUCCACAUCGACGAGCUGCACGCCCAGAGUCAAAAGCACAGCCUCCUGCAGAAGUGUUGGAGAGAAGCCUCCUACACCUCCACUUCCAACACGGUGCAUGUGGUGCUGCUCAUCGAGGGGUCUCCCACUCCACCCUACAGGGGCUUCCACGCUCAGUACCAGGCGUUUGGACCCCCACCAGAGCCGGACAGUCCACCCCCAGAACCCACUCAGACCAAAGACAAUUCCAGAGAAACUGAGGCAACGGACUCUCAGACGGAAGAGGGGACGAGUGAAGAUGAGAUGGACAUGGGAGAUGCAACGCUCUCCACAGAUUUAGAAAGGGCAGAAAUCGCCCUUCAGUCCACCGAGGAGCCGCUGCCAGAGUUCAAAGAGGAGUCCCGCCCCCGAGUCGGCACUGCCAUUCGCCGAGACGCAGAGACGGACACCGCAACGGACCAAUCGGAGAGAGAGGCUGUCGACCAAUCAGACGACAGCAUCCUGAAAGAGCUGGAGGAGGAGAUUCUCGACCAGAUGGAUCCGGAGAGAGCAGAGGAGGGAGGACAGACGUCCGCCACAGAAGAGCCGGUCCUGGGAAAGACCGAGCCACAGUUUGACCCCAGAGCAGACUCUAGAUAUUUGCUUUUUGAAGUGUCUGUGGAAGUGAACGUCUCUCGAAACGCUGAGCCCUGGAACGAGGUCGCCCAGACUCUGCUGCUCUCCGUCAAGAAUAUGCUCAUUAACCAGCUGAAGCCCUCCAUCGUGUCACAGACCAUCUCCUCCAAACGCAUCAAACGGUUGAACUCUGGGGUGCUCUUCAUCCUGUGGCUCCAGAUUGGGCAGAUGAGUUCCGGGCGUCACGUCCAUGAACUGGUCCACUCCUCGCUCCUGCGGCUAAUCGGGUUCAGACCAGGCCCGGAGGACUCUGUGGUCCUGUCUCUGUCCACUGCAGAUGUGAAUGAAUGCGACUCUCAGUUGACGGUGUGCGACCCUAACGCAGACUGUGUGAACCACUUUGGCUCCUACACCUGCGUGUGCCGCGGGGGCUUCCACGACCAGUCCAGAACCGGGACCGGGACCCUCUGUGUGGGGGACAACACCACACCUGACUGCCCGGCUCCGCUUUCGUCCGAAGCCAAAGCCGUGUUCGUCCUCUUCUUCCUGCUCAGCGCUCUGGUCAUGUCUCUGCUCGUCCUGAUUGGUCUGUUUUACCAUCGUCAUCGCCGCGGACACUUCCUGGUCCCGGACUCGGACCCAAACAACAACAACAACAAUCACCACCACAGCACCAUGGGCAGCAGCGGUCGCCAUGUGGACGUGGACCGGCCCCCGCCGCCGCCUCCACGCUGCCCCCCAGUGGAUCUACAGCUGCUACGCUACAACGCCAUUCUGUCUCAUGAGCCCAAACUGUGA